GAUUUGGACAUCGACUUAUCAAAAUUUAUACAAAGAUAAGCCGUUGUGACUUAGAAACACCAAAGCGACUUCUGUUAUCUUAUCGAACCAAAAUUACCGAAAUUACAGGUUUCUGUAAUUCUGGAAUGCCCGCAUUGAUUUAUAGGUUAUGAGAACGUGGUGUGGAAGUGUCAAAAGCAGCAUAUUUUUUACAAGAACUUAAAUAAAAACACCUAUUUUAAAACUAAAGUAGCGUUAUUACGAAGCGAUGGUGUUACUAGAAAACGACUCGUUCCUCUCAGAACUCACCAAGUUGUUCCAGAAAGCCAGACAAAGUGGUGCUGUGACAAUGAUUUUUAAGCGUUAUGAUGGGCGAGACCGUCCUAUACCCAGAGAUGGAAAAACGCCUUUACCCAACCCCCAGGAACAUAUGUGUUUAGUAAGGGCGAAGUCAAGGACUAAAAAAAUUUCCACAGUGAUUCACCAGAAAGACAUAAAUAAAUUUCAAGUAGCGUAUAGUAGUUUAUUGAAAGGCAAUUUGGAUGGACUGAAAAAGUUAAAGAAAUCCAAGACAAAGACGAAAGCUGAGUGAUCUGAGAUUAUUGGGUGUUUUUUUUACAAUUCUGGGGCAGGAACCGUGUGUACAAAACGGUUAGGAUAAGAUUUUGUGUGUGUUAUAAGUAUUUGUAAAAUUUUAAGAAUAAUAUAUUAAUUUUGUAAGAG
Molecule: messenger RNA, 702 nt
Organism: Zophobas morio
Lineage: Eukaryota; Metazoa; Arthropoda; Insecta; Coleoptera; Tenebrionidae
Gene: Srp14
Product: signal recognition particle 14 kDa protein
Exons: 3
Coding region: 248-571 (107 amino acids)
Biological process (GO): SRP-dependent cotranslational protein targeting to membrane
Cellular component (GO): signal recognition particle, endoplasmic reticulum targeting
Molecular function (GO): endoplasmic reticulum signal sequence receptor activity; 7S RNA binding
Source: RefSeq, a predicted model, not a curated record